ACUCCUAAACCUCCACAUUUAAAAAGUUUGAAGAAAUGAUUCCAGCAGGGCUAUAUGAAGCAAUUGCAAGAAAUGACACUCAGACUUUCAAGGACAUUGUUCGAUACAAUGGAGGAUCUCUCUUGCAGAAAACUGAAGAAACAAGAGACUCAGUGUUACACCUUGCUGCCAGGUUCGGGCAUGUUGAGCUGGUUACCUAUAUCAUCACUCUGCAUCCUGACUUUGUUUCUGUUAGGAACGUUAAGGAAGAAACUCCGUUACACGAAGCUUGUCGCCACUGGAAUACCAAUGUUGUGAAGCUGCUCUUAGAGGCCAAUCCAUAUGUGGUUGGUGCUCUUAACCAUGAAAUGCAAACUGCUUUUUACAUAGCCUGCAGUUGUGGGAAUGUUGAUGUUGUCAAGUACAUGGUAAACCAACCAGGGGUGUUAGACUUUGAACAACAUGAAGCUUCCAGUCCUCUUCAUCAUUCUAUAGCAGAAGGCUAUGAUGUCGAUAUUGUCAAGACUAUUUUGGAAGCAUGUCCCCAGUUUGCUUGGAAGUUUGACAACAAUGGGUAUUUGCCGCUGCAUUUGGCUUGCGAGAAAGGUCAGGUAGAGAUAGUAAAAACACUCUUGAGGUUCAAUCCAAACCUUUCUCUUGAACACAAUCGCUACCGUUACACACCACUGCACGUGGCUGCAAUGAAUGGUCAAAUCCAAAUCCUUGAGGAACUUCUUUUGUGGUCUCCCGGAUCCUUGAAAGUUUGCACAGGAAACGGAGAAAAUGUGUUUCAUCUUUCUGUAAGAUUCAACAGAUAUGAUGUGUUCACCUCUUUGGCAAAGAAUUAUAACCGCACCAGCCUGCUCAACCAGGCUGACAAGCAGGGUAACACAGUCUUACAUCUUGCUGUCUCUGCAGGGAACACUAGAUUAUCAGAGUACAUCAUCAGCAAUACUGCAGUAGAUGUCAAUUGUAGGAACCAAAGCGGUCAAACAGCAUUGGACAUCCUAAACGAGCAAAGCAGUUCGGCUGAUCUUAGACAUACGUUGAAGAGAUUUGGUGGCAGAACAAGUAUUGAGUUGUUCUCUUUAACCCCAAAGGUUAAUGAGAUAUAUUCUGGGACUACAACAACAUCAGAAUGUCCUAGAGCUGCACUGGAGAAAGAAUUUGAUAGGGUUUUAUGUAACACGCGUCCAGGAAGUGAUCAAUCUGAUUGUGAAAUUGGCAUGGGCCGUAUGGCUCGAAACAAUCAACAAAUGGAAAACUUUGCUACAGUACAAGCAGAGAUGAAUCCCAGUCAUGAAGUUGUGAUAAAUUCUGAUAUUCCUUUUAGCUCAGAAUCGUAUAGAACAAGUAUGAGCUCCCCAGUCUUCAGUCCACAGAAGCUUCGAAAGCUAGGAGGGAAAGUGGGUAAAAGUAAGCAAUAUGAGAUAUAUAGAGAGGCAUUGCAAAAUACUAGGAACACUAUCACAAUAGUUGCUGUUUUGAUUGCCUCAGUUACUUUUACUGCUGGCAUAAACCCACCUGGAGGUGUCUACCAGGAGGGAUGGCUUAAAGGACAGUCAGUAGUUGGCAGAACAACAGCUUUUAAGGUCUUCACAAUAAGUAACACAGCGGCAUUGUUCAUAUCUAUGUGCAUUGUUAUUUUAUUGGGACUGUGGGAUCUAUGUUCUUAUUUCUUGGUGUCACCUGGACCCGACACUGGUUGAUGAAAUUGAAAUGGAGGAAACAGCAACGUACAACUGCAACACGAGCACAGAAACAAGCACAAAGGCAAGCAGCACAAGCAGAGCAACAUGCACAAAGACAAGCAGCACGAGCAGAGCAACAAGCACAAAAACAA
Messenger RNA from Rosa chinensis, 1822 nucleotides. RefSeq names its product ankyrin repeat-containing protein At2g01680-like. Gene Ontology annotation, molecular function: protein phosphatase 1 binding; protein phosphatase regulator activity. Lineage: Eukaryota; Viridiplantae; Streptophyta; Magnoliopsida; Rosales; Rosaceae. The record is from RefSeq and is a predicted model, not a curated record. The coding region runs from base 36 to 1688 and encodes 550 amino acids. The transcript has 4 exons. Gene Ontology annotation, cellular component: plasma membrane.